This is a messenger RNA of Papilio machaon (common yellow swallowtail), 777 nucleotides long. RefSeq names its product arginine-glutamic acid dipeptide repeats protein. The transcript is spliced from 3 exons. The coding region runs from base 1 to 777 and encodes 258 amino acids. The record is from RefSeq and is a predicted model, not a curated record. Lineage: Eukaryota; Metazoa; Arthropoda; Insecta; Lepidoptera; Papilionidae.
AUGGUAGUGCGCGGCGCGAUGUGGCGUCUAGCCGUUGUUGUUGUGUUGCAGGCGACGUUUCUGGUCGCCGGUGCGUGGGAUAUCACAUACGUCACCCGAAAUCGACUUUAUCCACCUGCCCCAAGGGUGGAAUGCUUUGAUUAUCCGGGUCCGGAAUGGAGGUCGAUCGGACGAUACCCUAGUGUCCUGGCUGGCGGCCCCGGUGGAACGCGAGGUGCGGGCGGGCUGGCCAAUUUAUUAUUCGACGACGGUUCCUAUUCAAGUACAUCGUUUGGAUUACGUCCUGCCUUCUCUCGGAGGUUCGAUUCGCUACCUUUUUCGUCCUCCAAAGAGGACAUUGUUAAGGAGCAUGCUAAAUUGGUCCGGGAGAUAAAUGGCUUGAAACAGGCAUCGCACAUGCAAGUGACGCCACCAGCACACGAGUCCGGAGACUACGACGACUCGAUCUACCCGGAGGAAAUUGACACGGGUCCGACAUUGACGACACGGCCGGCAGGCACAUGGGCCCCACCGUUCGAAGAGAAGCGCGGAACACCGGCUUCGACUCUCUUCGUGCCGCCGGUCGGCGGAGCGAGCCAGCCCGUCGUCUGGCUCGCGGGGAGCCCGACGCCGCCGCGUCGCCCGUACACCCCGGCGCGUCCCGGCGGCGUAGCGCCCACCGUGCGCGUCUGCCUGCCCCCCGCACUGGCCCCCGCACUGCCCCCCGCACCGCUAAUCAAUCCCAAACCGACGCCAAAUUUACUCCAAAGAAUAAUAGACGGGAUUCUUUCCAAAUAG